This is a messenger RNA of Cynocephalus volans (Philippine flying lemur), 3417 nucleotides long. RefSeq names its product MIS18 binding protein 1 (gene MIS18BP1). Gene Ontology annotation, cellular component: chromosome, centromeric region. The coding region runs from base 1 to 3417 and encodes 1138 amino acids. The transcript is spliced from 16 exons. NCBI's taxonomy places the organism in Eukaryota, Metazoa, Chordata, Mammalia, Dermoptera, Cynocephalidae. The record is from RefSeq and is a predicted model, not a curated record.
AUGGAUACAACACCUUUGAAACAUCUAAGAAUUCACUUGUCUCCAGAGACAUCUUCUCAAAGGAGAAGAAAUAUGCCCAUGGAUGCAAUCUUUCUUGACAGCAUUCCUUCAGGCACACUUACUCCUGUAAAGGAUUUGGUGAAAUAUAAGAACUCCUUUUUAAAAUUGAAUGACCAUAAUCAGUUCCUAGAAAUGACAACUUUGAACAGUAAACGUAUAUUUCAAUCUACUGUGUUUGCAGAGGCUACCAUUUCUAACAGUUUUCUUGAUAUCAGUGCUAUAAAGCCCAACAAGGAUGGAUUAAAAAAUAAAGCAAACUGUGAAUCACGAGGAAAAAUAUUUCAAGGAAUGAAAGAAAAAGUGCUGCGUGAGGAGCAAAAGCUGGCAGCCAGAAACAGUAGUUUGUUGGAACCACCACCAAGUGAAAGUAAAAUCUUCACUCCUAAUAGAGCUGAGAAGAGAAUACAGCAUACCUACCUUUGUGAAGAAAAGGAAAACAAGUCAUUCCAAUCAGAUAACAAUUCACUAAGAGUGCAAGAAGUUCCUGUAGAAUCAUCAGAUAAUAUUUUCCUUCCAGUCAAACAAAAGAUUCGACACCAGCAAGAAAAGAAAGCACCACUACACAAUUUAACUUACGAACUCCCUAUCCUGAACCAAGAACAAGAAAACUUUUCGGCUGCAGGAGUCUCAAACAAGGCAUUAACUAGAGCACAAUUGGCUAAAGAAGUUCUUCACUCCAAGGAGUAUAUAGUUGAAACCACUAAGUCCAAAAAGGACACGUUCAUUUUAGAAGGCAUUGAUUCUUCUUAUGAAAAAUCCCAAAAUACUAAUGUUGAGAGUCUCAGUAUUAAUUGUGUUCCUAUUAAAAGUGACACUCAAUUAGUGUUUGCUGGUAGUGAGAUGACAACAGAAGGGACUUCACAACAGGAAGUUAAGGAAGGAGAUGAAAAAACUUUGCCCAGAGAGACUGUCCUUCCAGGUUCCAUGAAAGAUACAUGUAAAAUUAUACUUGCAACUCCACGACUUCAUUUAACAAUACCUCGGAGGUCAAAAAGAAAUGUUUCAAAGAUUUCUCCUCCUAGUGUAUUUCAAAGUAUUACAAAUGAAGUUAGAAAAAAUAAGGUAAUCCAGCUACAGGAAUGGAUGAUUAAAAUCAUCAAUGAUAAUACUGCUAUAUGUGUAGAAGGAAAACUGAUAGACAUCACUAACAUAUAUUGGCACAGUAAUGUAAUUAUAGAACGGAUUAAGCACAACCAACUUAGGACUUUAUCAGGCAACAUUUAUAUAUUAAAAGGAAUGAUAGACCAGAUUUCCAUGAAAGAAGAAGGAUAUCCGAAUUAUCUCAUAAGGAAAUUUAUGUUUGGAUUUCCAGAAAAUUGGAAGGUGUACAUUGAUAAUUUUCUAGAACAAUUAAGGUCUGGUGAAAAGAACAGGGAAAAGGCCAGACAAAAACAGAAAACUGCAAGAUGUGUCCCUGACAUACAAAAAUCAGUGAAGAAUGAUGCAAGAGAGAACCAAACAGAUGUUCCGCAAAGGGCCAACACCACUUAUGACCUGGGUUGUGAUGACAUGGAACUGAAGAGUAAUAAACACAAUGGGUUGCCAAGAGCUACAGAAUUAAACAUUUUCCAUAGCAAUUGCCGAAAUGAACCACCAUUAAAGCUCCCAGAUGACCAUAUAAAUAAUACUAUUCAAAAUGGAGGAGGAUGUGACUUACCUAAUCAGGGAUUAAUUGGAAAAAAAGAAUAUAAAAAGUUUUCUUCAAAGAAGCUCAAUUGUGAAAGAAAGAAUGAAAAGAUAAUUGAAAGUCAGAAGCAAGAGAGAACUGAAGAAUCAGAUGUACCCAUUGAUAUUCUAACCUCAAGGGAACAGUUUUUCUCAGGUGAAGAAAGAAAAUACAUGUCUGUCAAUCAGAAGGAAGCUUAUAUUUUACUGACACCACUUAAAUCUAAAAAAGUAAUAGAGCAAACAUGCAUGAAGCAUCAUCUGUCCUCUGGCACCAUUAAAGCAGUAACAGAUUUUGCAGUGCGAAAGCAUCAGAGAGAAAGUGAAUCAGACUUAAAUGAAACUGUAGGUCUCAUCAAUAAGUCCACAGGGGCUUUAGAAAAUACAUUUGAGUAUAGUGUGGGUCAUAGAAGUAAAAACAAGGAAGACUGCAAUGAACGUGAUUUACUCACUGUCAACCAGAAAACAAAAAUACCUAGCUCUAAAAAGGAUCAAAUGGUCAUCUCUGACUUUAAGAAAAAUACCAGGUUCUUAUCAAAAUUGAAGAAAAUUGAAAGUCAAGUAACUAUGCCAUGUUACAAACAUCAGUCCUCAUCAGAUUUGUCAAGUGAAGAGAGUGAAACAGAAAAGGAAAUUCGAAGGAAAGCUGGGGUUGUUAAGAAAACCGGAGCAAGAAAUACCAGAGACACAGUGGUUCACCUGAGAAAAAGAACAAGAAACAUCACAAAGAAUAUCCCAGUGAUUUCAGAAUCUGAAACUGAAGGUGAAAAUGAAUUUCAUGUCAAACAAAAGAAAGCUAGAUCUUCUGCUAAAGAAAUUCUUCAGAAAUCUGAUGUUAGGAGUGAGUUUCCAAUUGUUGAGGUGAUGGGGUCUGGUAAGACUAACAGGCAUCCCUCAGAAUGUUUACCUGGCUUAAUUCAGGACAAGGAAUGGAAUGAGAAGGAAUUACAGAAACUUUAUUGUGCUUUUACAUCUCUUCCAAAGCACAAACCUGGUUUCUGGUCAGAUAUAGCUAUGGCUGUAAGUUCUCGAUCUGCUGAGGAAUGCCAGAGGAAAUACAUGGAAGAUCCCCAAGGAAAAAAAUCACAGAAACAUGUCGCUAAGAGAAAGCCAGCCAAUCCCAAAGACCAGAAUGACAGGAGAGGUAAUGCUGAUAAGAAGCAAACUAUUAAGAUAACUGCCAGAGUGGGAACUCUUAAAAGGAAGCGACAAAUGAGGGAUUUUCUGGAACAGUUGCCAAAAGAUGAUCAUGAUGAUUUUUUCAGUGCAACACCUUUGCAGAAGCAAAGAGUGCUGUUGCCAGCUUUUCAGGACAGUCAAGAUGAUGAUGAUAUUCUACCAAGUAUGGACAGAAAUCCAACAACUCCGUCAUCAGUUAUCUUUCCAUUGGCAAAAACUCCUCAAUGUCAGCAUGUCAGUCCUGGUAUGCUAGCCUCUAUAAAUAGGAAUGAUUGUGAUAAAUAUGUUUUUCGUAUGCAAAAAAAUCACAAAAGUAAUGGUGGCAUUGUCUGGGGCAAAAUCAAGAAAAACACAGUCGCAUCUGAUUUCUCAACUCCAACAUCAAGAAGGAAAACCCUGUUUAACAAAGAUUUAAGAGAAAACUCUGAUAUUGGAAAACUUUUCACUAAUGCUAUGGAAUCUUUAGAUGAAGAAGAGAAAGAUAAUUAUUUUUCAAACUCUGAUUCUGUGUAG